Molecule: messenger RNA, 2582 nt
Organism: Myripristis murdjan (pinecone soldierfish)
Lineage: Eukaryota; Metazoa; Chordata; Actinopteri; Holocentriformes; Holocentridae
Exons: 1
Coding region: 719-2533 (604 amino acids)
Source: RefSeq, a predicted model, not a curated record
CUGUAGGAAUGGACAAGCCUUAAGGGAGCAAAGCUUAAGUUGGAGAGACAGAGGAUAAAAACACCAUCUGCUUUCAGUUAUACUGUCACAACCUGUAGAAUGACGUCCACGGCACAACUGGGAGCUGUCGGUAAACCGCUGUAGCAGGUACGGAGGAACCAAAGGGAAUAUGAACCCGAAAGUGGAAGGAAAACAUGGCACUUGGAUCUGGCAGUGACUGCAGCUCUGGUGAAGACUGAGCUCAGCCUCUGAAUCACUCCAGCAAGCGGGGCCAUGGAGCUGGGUUUGGAAACCCAUACUUUUCCAUUACUCCUUGGAUUUCUCUGCUUUCAUUGGUUACCCUGAGUGACUAACAGCUGCUUCCAUUUUUAGGUUUGGGAAGUUAACUCUCUGGUAAGACAUGAAGGAACUGUUGUUACAGUUACAGGAUAAACCCAUUUCUUUUCAACAAACUGGAGCGAAAGCAGGUUCGGUUUUCAGAGGUGAUGAUAUGACUUUCUAAGGUUUAUAAUAGACAGUGUAUUGGUUACCAGGUUUCUUGAAUCCUUAGUAGAUUCAAAGUAAGAAGAAUUUGCAUGAUAGUGCAUUUUGUUAGAUAAAUGUUUUUGGGAUAAGGAGUGCAUGCCAUACAGAUGCCUUAUUACCAAAGAGACAAUUUUUAUUAAGACUGCAUUUUUCUUGUGUAAGUUGAUAUAAAGUUACAUUGAAAGAGCAAGUCAUGGAUUUAAGCAGAGUUGACAGUAACCACAAUGCUGAGGUUAUAGGAAAAGCUUUCACCGAACUUCCCUCUAACUCAAUCCUGGAUAAGUUCACCACCAUCUUCACUCACAGAUCUGACUCCCAGCAACUGGAACAGCAGACAGCCAUCCUGAAGUUCUUCAGGUCUCUCUCAGGAGAGGAGAAUGAGGACAUAAUGCAGGGAGAUGUUGAGUUCAGUGGUAAUCUAAAGAAAAACAGGGAUUUGAGUUUUGGGGAUGUUUUCAAGCAUGAUAAUUCCUCAUCUAAAGAAAAAGUGCCUGUUGAAAGAGAGCAAAAAAAUAAGGUUCAGGUAACAGUGAACACAACAGGAAGUGAUGCAGACUCAACAGAGGAGGUCAGGAAUUACAUUAACCAAUUAGAGAAGGAUGUUCAAGCAAGACAGAGUCAACAAAGCAUAGCCACAAACAUUGAAAGUGGCUGCUCAGAGGAAUGUAAUAUGGUGAAACAGACCUUUGACACAAACCAGCUGGACGAGAGCGAGUCCCCAGAAAGACUCAGUCAGUGUAUGCAUACCGUCAAUCAAACUGAUAAAGUAGGUGACUCAGUGGAUGAGUGUGUCUUGAAUGAAUUAAUGCAACCAAGACGUCAGCACAUUCCAAAUAUAGAUUGUGCAGUCAGUGUCAAGCAAAAUGAGGCUGAGGAACUCAUCAUGGAAGUGGCAACAGCAGACAAAAACAUUCAAAGCACAGACUUCCACAAUAAGAACAUGCUCACUUAUAACAAUGGAGAAGAGCAUUUCAUCUCAGGGCCUUUAGAUAUUGUCACACCAGCAAAUAUGUCCACUGAGGGUGUGGUUUCUGAUUCUCAAAUCUCGUCUACCGUGAGUAUUAAGGAACCUGCUACCAGUGGAUAUUCCAAUAAAAGAAAUGCAGUGAUAACUCUGACUAGGAUAGGACCUGCUGUUAAAGAACAGUUUGAAUCAGGAGAAACAGUGGCACCAAUUUUGGGACAUGACCGGGAGCAAACCGAUGGGCCUUCCAGUUUUAUACAGGAGGAUGAAGAGGAAAUGGAAAGUGUCAAGGAGGACGAUGAAGAUGAGGAGAAAGGAGAUAUAUCCCUAGACUCCACCAGCGAUUUCGGCAACCCUUGCAGCCCACAGGAAAGUGUACUAAACUCUGCUGUAUUCUCAAUUCCCCCAGUCAGUGACCCUCCACCUGGAUCCACUUCAACCAGGUCCACCUUCUCCCCAGGAUCCCCAACAGAUACGUCCAUCCAGCUCCCUGCUCUCUUCAGUGGCCUCAGGGUCCUUAGGAAGGGAGUGGCAGGGCCUGAGCAUGACACCAUAACCCAGAUCAAACCCUCAUCCCAGGGAGCGAGGAGGGCAAUCCUCCCUGAGCUUGAGAAGAAGCAGGGGGACUCAAAGAUUCAGGGAAGUUUCCUGAAUCAGAUUUCCCAGUUCCUAAACCAGAAAAAGAAGGGGGAGGAAAGAGGAGAGAUGACAAUCGAAGAGAAGUUAGAGUCCAGUGACAAGUCAGACAGAGCUGAUGGGGAAGCUGAAGGGGAGAUGGGUGAGACAACAGAGGACAAUGACAGCACAGAGUAUCAAGAGGGAGAGAAGGAAGAACUGCACCCUGAAACAGAGGAGCCUGCAGAUGCCUCAGAGUUAGCACAGCCUAUAAAACCUCCUGUUUCUAGUGCCGAGGCAGCAUUUGAUGCAUUCAAGGCCUUCUUCACUCCCAAGCCUUUAAAGAAGGACCCAGUGGAGAAGGUGGACCUGGACGCCAUGAGGAAGAAGAUUAGAGGUGAUAAAGAUGUGCUGAGAGCCCUUUUUUGAGAGAACUUCCAAUAAGACCCCUGAGAAGAAAACCAUUUGUGAUGGCGAA